AUGUGUUGUUACACUGCAGGAGCCUCGCUGCCGGUUCGCCGUGUUGCACACAUUGGGCCCGCCAGGAGGCUGGGCGUCGCUAUAGGCCGGAUCUACGGCGGCCACGACGCCGCGAGGGGUGAAUUUCCGUAUCUGGUAUCGCUGAAGAUAGGAGGACUGUUCGUCAAGAGGCACAACUGUGGAGGCUCCAUCAUAACCAGCACAUCCGUGCUCACAGCAGCCCACUGUGUCAGCAAUCUCGGCAGUUACGUUGCAGUGGAUGGAGAACUCGACUUGAGCACUGACGAAGGCACGGAGCAGGAGGCAAGGGUUUCGCAAAUGAUCCCGCACCCCGACUACCCAAGUGGUAAUAACGUGAACCCCAACGACAUCGCCGUCUUCAGACUGAGGACUGCCUUCACGUUCAACUCUUACGUGCAGCCCAUUAGCCUGCCCAACGGCGGAGUCAUCCCCACAGCUGGAUCAUCGGCUGUUGCGUCAGGCUGGGGAGUUACAGAGGAUAGCAGCCAACCAGAUAUCCUGCAGACUGUUGAUGUCGUCGUUAUCGAUGAAGCGACUUGUCGGCAGCUGGUGGACAACUUCGUUUCCGAAAACCCGCUGACUGACACCAUGAUCUGCACAGGACCAGUCACAGGAGGAAUUAGUCUCUGCAACGGUGACUCUGGCGGUCCACUUGCGCAAAACGGCACGCUGAUUGGUGUGGCGUCGUGGGUCAUCACCCCGUGUGGCAGGGAGGGAGGCCCCACCAUGCACACCAGGGUGUCUGCUUUCCUCGACUUUGUUAAUGAAAAUAUUUAA
Schistocerca americana (American grasshopper) is the source of this 798-nucleotide messenger RNA. RefSeq names its product trypsin-1-like. Lineage: Eukaryota; Metazoa; Arthropoda; Insecta; Orthoptera; Acrididae. The transcript has 6 exons. Gene Ontology annotation, molecular function: serine-type endopeptidase activity. The record is from RefSeq and is a predicted model, not a curated record. The coding region runs from base 1 to 798 and encodes 265 amino acids. Gene Ontology annotation, biological process: proteolysis.